Saccharomyces paradoxus is the source of this 1968-nucleotide messenger RNA. RefSeq names its product Ndc1p (gene NDC1). The transcript has a single exon. Gene Ontology annotation, molecular function: spindle pole body-nuclear membrane anchor activity. Bases 1 to 1968 code for a protein of 655 amino acids. NCBI's taxonomy places the organism in Eukaryota, Fungi, Ascomycota, Saccharomycetes, Saccharomycetales, Saccharomycetaceae. Gene Ontology annotation, cellular component: spindle pole body; nuclear pore transmembrane ring. Gene Ontology annotation, biological process: spindle pole body localization; nuclear pore organization. The record is from RefSeq and is a predicted model, not a curated record.
AUGAUACAGACGCCAAGGGAGUUGUUGAAUCCACGGUAUACGUACCACACCAUAUUCAGCGACGUGUGUAAGACCCGGUUCAACCAUUUGGUUACGAGGUUGUUUUUCAUAUGCUCUAUUAUUCAGACUGUGGGCAUUUCACUACUGGCGUUGCCACACUCGCCGAUGUGGGAACUGGCAUUGGCAUUUAUACCCAACGUUUUGGUUCUGAAUCUAGUUUCUCUUUUGCUCAUUGUGACGAGGAAGAAUUACAUGCAUGUAAAGAAUUUUGGGUUUGCUAACUCGCUUACUUUUAUUCUAGGCCAAUUGCUAUCAGUGAAGUUUCUCGUAUACCAAGGAGUCUAUAGCACGGGCAGUUUCCUUUUAUCAUUCGUAUUGGGAGUGCUUUUUGGACGUGGAGGAGCUGGAUGGAAACCAUACUAUAGGCUAUUUAUUUGGCUGGUCGUUCCCACGAUUUACAACCUACAACAUCACGUCACUGACGCUGACAAAUUGUCAUUCAAUUGUGAAAACUUUUUCCAGGCUCCACAAGACUACGUAUUAGAGCGUGUCAAGAGGAUUGUUGAAAAGUCAGUUAUUUUAAGUGUAGUCAGCAUGUUCGUAUCACCAAUAUUUACCACAAUAUUUUUCUCCGGGCAAACAUCAGGAUUGUUCAUUUCAUUUACGAGUGGCGUGGUAGCUAUCAUAAAUUUACUGAUAAUUUCCUGCACUAUCUUCAUCACUUUCGAAUUCAUAAAUAUAGCAUUUGACGCACAUAUGUCCAUUGGUUGUCUGCAUAAGGGCAAACUAAUUUCGAACUUAUCGUCGACGCCGAUGGAAACCCUGCUUAGCGGACUUUCCUCAGACAAACCAUUUACUAAGUUAACUGCCUAUCAGGAACUAGCCUACAGAGCCACUUCACUGGAUCCGUCAUUGCGAGCACCAAUAUAUCACUCCAAGUUCAGAAGCAGUAGCGGUAGUACAUGGUCACUGUUUCUCAAAGAAUGCUUAAAGACCAUUCAGACAAACAAUGAGACGGUCGUGCAGUACUUAAGAUCGGUACAAGAUCUCGGAAACUCUCCCACUGCUAGACAUCAAAGAAAAGUAGAAAAUCUUGAUUACAUGUACGAAAAUGGGAAACUAACAAGUGCCAACGAAAAGCUCUUCGGGAACCGACCCACUAUGAUGGCACCAUUGAGGGAUAACAGUUUAUUGGAUGAAUCGCCAAACAAGCUGAGAGUAAGAACUGACGAUAGUGUAUUGCUUAACCGCGGAAACAAGAAAAGAAAUGGAACCUCACGUUAUAACAAUGAUUUGGAUGAAGACAGACAAACUUUCAAUGGCUCCAUUUUUACCCACGAGACAACAUUUAUGACCGCUAUGCGUCUGAUGUUCAAAAAACUGAAAAACGCUAUAAUGUCAUUUAUCUUCCCUUCCUACGCAGAAAGACAAUUAUCUGAUGAAAAUGAUAAUUACAAGCUAUUACCGAAUAGCCCCAACAGAGCCCAAAUUUCGGUAAUUGACAUAUGGUCUAUUUCCAAGAAAAGACAAGCCGAGAAACUGGUUCCGCUACCCAUAUGCCACGCCAACAGUGUGGUAGCACUGACAGGACUGCUGAUCAGAUCAAAAACAGAGGACCCAAAGGGUGGUAUCAUUGCAUCUGUUGGGGAUAUUCUCAAGACAUUGGAGAGGUCCAUUUGUGCACUAGGUGAAUUCGCCGAUUGGGAUCCAGAAUCCAUGGCAUAUACUGCCUUCCAAACACAAAGAACAGCCCAAGAUAGAAUACAACACGACGGCGAAGACGAAGAUAGCAUGAAAGACACUACAGACAUGAUUAGUGUUCUUUAUCAACUGUCUACGAGUGCCUUUAUGGAGAUUGUACUUGAAUACAAUGUUGCACUGAACGACGUAUAUUUAGAUGCAGACGUAGCCAAAUUAGCGAACUGGUUUCUAGAAGUUUACGCCACAGGCAAUCCCACAGCUAUAUAA